This is a messenger RNA of Cuscuta europaea, 4016 nucleotides long. Lineage: Eukaryota; Viridiplantae; Streptophyta; Magnoliopsida; Solanales; Convolvulaceae. The record is from the annotation of a GenBank genome assembly.
AACCGAUUCAACCCAAUUACGGACACAAAUCACACAAACAUGGUGAUUAAUUUUCAACCCGUUUAAAACCGUGACCAAAAACCAGGAAAAACUGAACCUGAAUAGCCUUCGUUCGGUUGUUUGUUUCGGUUGUGGUCUCAGGUAAAAAUGGUUGAGCCCAUAGAUUUAGGUUCGGUUGUUUGUUUUCCUGAACCAGUGUUCCCCUCCCUUCUAUCUUUCCUUAUUUUAUUCAUUCCUAAUAUUGAUGAUAUUCAUCGAUACGUUUGCCAUUAUUCCGCGGAAGAAACUUGUGUUGCCUUUAUCCAAAAUAAAUAAAUAUAAUAAUAAUAAGAUAAACGAAGUUGACAAAACUACCCAAUUCCUCUAAACUGGAUCUCCUCUCUAUGUCACAAUAAACUCAAAGCAGAACUAUCUGGAUUACCCGGAGAUAGUUUGAUUAUCCGGGUGGGGUUACCAUAAUAUGUUAUUUUACUUCUUUUGAGUUAGGGUUAGGGUUUCUGUUUAGAUCUGCUUCUAAAUGCUUACAAUACAUCUUCUGUGUGUGUGUGUGUAUGCAAACACACAUGAAUAUUGCAUGUUGUGUUUGUGAUUCAUAAAGCUUUUAUGAUAAAUUUUUGUUUGAUUUAAUGAAAUCAAUGAUCUGAAUUGUUACUGCAAUAUGGUUGAACAUGCAGGUGUUUAUAUAUAUAUAUAUAAAGUACUGUUUGCUAUGCUCUGUAUCACAUUAUUGGAUCAAUCACAUUUUUGAUGGGGAUUGAACUUAUUAGACAUCACAUAAAGGAAGAGGCUACAAAGAUAUCCACACUCCCUCCUGGCUUUGAAUCACUUGCAUCCAUGAUCCUAAAAAAGGAGAAGGAUAAUACAAAUAAAACAAUGUGCUCAUCCCCUACAAGUAACUUGCAAUUUCAGAGACCCAAGGUGGAAACAGAAUAUGAACGUACUGAAGGCGCAAAUGUAAAGUGUCUAAGACGGCGGUCAGGGAUAAAGUAUGACCGGUUUGAUAACAGUUCAGAAGAUGAAUCUGAUUCCGAGCAGAGCAUCCCUGUAAGGCCACAUCUACCUAAAGGGGUUGUCCAUGAGUGUCUAAAGGUUUCUGCACAAUGGCGCCCAGAAGGAGCUUGCAGGGUUGAUCUUCCAGAAGCGCCCGUGUUCUAUCCAACUGAAGAGGAAUUUGAAGAUACUCUAUCAUAUAUAAAUGGAAUACGGCCCAGAGCAGAAGCAUAUGGAAUUUGCCGUAUUGUACCUCCUGCUUCAUGGAAACCUCCAUGCUCUCUCAAGGAGAAGGGCAUAUGGAAAAAUUCUAAAUUUAGCACUCGUAUACAAAGGAUUGACAAACUUCAAAAUCGGGAUUCAAUGUCAAAAAAAGCAAAAGUCAUUCACAGUAAGAAAAGGAAAAGACGGAGAUGCACUAAAUCUAGUAUUAAGACUCACGAUGAUACCACUAAUGAUGAGUCUGAGAAGUUUGGGUUUGAAUCUGGUCCAGAGUUUACUCUAGAUUCAUUUCAGAAAUAUGCUGAUGAUUUCAUUGCCCAAUAUUUUGGGAAGUAUGAAGGGCAAUUGAAGCCUUCAGUGGAGACUAUUGAGGGCGAAUAUUGGCGUAUGGUCCUGAAACCCACUGAAGAAGUUGAGGUGCUUUAUGGGGCUGAUUUGGAAACUGGAACAUUUGGCAGUGGGUUUCCUAAACAACCUCAUCAAAUAAGCUGUGCUGCUGAUAUGAAAUACAUAAACUCAGGAUGGAACUUGAACAACUUUCCAAAACUUCCCGGUUCUGUUCUUUCAUAUGAAAGCAGUGAUAUAUCUGGUGUUCUUGUGCCUUGGCUUUAUGUAGGAAUGUGUUUUUCUUCUUUCUGUUGGCAUGUUGAAGACCACCAUCUGUACUCUUUGAAUUAUAUGCAUUUGGGAGCUCCAAAAAUGUGGUAUGGUGUUCCUGGGGCUGAUGCUUUAAACUUUGAAGCGACUAUGAGGAAGCACUUGCCAAACCUCUUUGACGAGCAGCCUGACCUGCUUCAUAAGCUUGUCACACAACUCUCCCCUUCCAUACUAAAGUCCGAAGGAGUGCCUGUUUAUCGAUGCGUUCAGAACUCUGGGGAAUUUGUUCUCACUUUCCCUAGAGCAUAUCAUGCUGGUUUCAACUGUGGAUUCAAUUGUGCUGAAGCAGUAAAUGUAGCUCCAAUGGACUGGUUACCCCAUGGACAUAAUGCUAUAGAGCUCUAUUCUGGUCAAAGACGUAGGACUUCCAUUUCACAUGAUAAACUAUUGUUUGGUGCGGCAAAGGAUGCAGUCAAAGCACAAUGGGAAAUUAGUUUGCUUAGGAAGAAAAGUUCAGUUAAUUUGAGAUGGAAGGAUGUUUGCGGAAAGGAUGGGGUUCUGUCUCAAGCAUUAAAGACUCGUGUUGACACAGAACGGGUGAGGAGGGAAUUUACUUGCAAAUCCUCAGAAACACUGAAGAUGGAAAGCAGUUUUGAUGCUACAUGUGAGAGGGAAUGCAACAUAUGUUUUUUUGAUUUGCAUCUUUCUGCAGCAGGUUGCCACAACUGUUCACCAACAAAAUAUGCAUGCUUGAACCAUGCAAAACAGUUGUGUUCAUGUCCUGAGGCUUCUCGAUUCUUCCUCUUCCGUUACAGUAUUGCUGAGUUGGAUCUGUUGGUUGAAGCUUUGGAAGGGAAGUUAAGUUCCAUAUAUCGAUGGGCAAGGCAAGAUCUUGGUCUAUCCAUGAGCUCCUAUGUAAACAAUAAAGAGUUAACCAGACCAGUUAAUUAUAUUCAAGUUAAUCACAUUCCCGAAAAGUUUCUGCCUAAUAAAAGCUUUGGUACUGAAGUUAAAUCUGGAGUAAAAUCUUCAAAUCCCCAGGAUGAUGAUGUCAUAGUCCUUAGUGAUGAUGAUGUAGAAGAGACCGAGACAACUGUUGUUGGGAAUUCUCAACGAGAAACUAGCUAUGCUCUAGAAUGUUCUCAGGGCUCUCAUAGUGCUGAGAAACUGGAUGUAGAUGCAAAGUCAACGUCCACAGAUGGAAUACAAAAUGACUUGGACCGAUGUUUCAGACAAAAGGGUCUGCGUAUUGCUAAAGUGGUGAGAAGGAUCAAUUGCAAUGUUGAAGUUCUGAAUUAUGGAGUUAUCCAGCCUGGAAUGUUGUGGUGUGAUGCUCGGGCUAUUUACCCAAGGGGAUUCAGGAGUCGUACCAGAUAUAUAGACAUUUUAGAUCCAACAAACAUGUGCUACUAUGUCUCUGAAAUUCUUGAUGGAGGACAUCAUGGACCCUUGUUUAUGCAAACAAAUGCUGGGAAAUGGUUCAGGAAAGACUUAAUAAAGAGAUUGCUACACGGCGCAGGAUGGGAAAGACAAACCUCCCUCACCUCCAACCUCCUGGGAGUCUUGAUGGCUUAGAAAUGUUUGGUCUUUCUUCCCCAGCAAUUGUUCAGGAAAUUCAAGCUAUGGACCAAGAUAGGGCUUCUUUGGAGUAUUGGAAAUCACGGCCACUUGUGCACAAUCAAGAAGGCCCUGUGUCUGGAGAUGACCCGAAACCAAACCCAAAAUUCGAGGGUGUUAAACCAACACUUGGUGGUCUGUUUACGAAGGCUAGCAGUGAAGAACUUGAGGCACUUUACAGUUUACUACGAAACAAACCGUCCCCAACUGAUCAAUUCUUAGUGGCUGGGCUUCUAAAUGAUGAGAUUCGUAGGCGCAGAAUAUGAACUAUGAUUGAUUUUUUAAACAUGGAUAUAGGUUAUUUUAAGGACUUUUGACACAAAAAUAGAAGCCCCAAUUUUGGUCACUCACAAAUGAUUUGCAGCGUAAGCCCAGCAAACUGUGAAAAUUUUUGCGCUGAAGAUCUUCAUUUACUGUACAGUACUAAGAUAGUACACAAUGAAAAUGUUAGACCACUGAACUGGUUGUUUGAUUAACUAUAAACUUGUAAAGACAUCAAUCAGUAUUCAGUACAUUUGAUGUGGUGGUAUAUAUGAAAAGAAAUUUGAAGAAGUGGUUAUUUUCCGUUUUUUUCAAUGGUAUUGCUUAUU